CUACAUCUCCGGGUAUUUUACAAGAGUAAUAAAUAUGACGAAGGAGAUGAAGGAGAUGAAGGAGAUGAAGGAGAUGAAGGAUAAGCAGGAUAUGCAGGAUAUGAAGUAUAUGGAGGAGAUGAAGGAGAUGAAGGAGAUGAAGGAGGUGAAGAAGAAGAUGAAGAAGAUGAAGAAGAUGAACGAGAUGAAGGAGAUGAAGAAGAUAGAGAUGGAUAUGAAGGAGAUGAUGAAGGGGAUAAAGAGGGCUACGCAGAAGCAGGCUGGGGCUGUAACAUGGGUCUAUUGGGACAUCAAGAUGUGCCCGGUUCCCGAUGGCUUUCAUCCUCGUCUCGUCCGUCCGAGUAUUAAGCGGUUAUUGGAGAAGAAUGGCUACCGUGGUCCUCUCAACGUCACUGCCUAUGGCAAACUAGCGGACGUCCCUCUUGAAACCCUGAGAGAGGUCUUUUCCAGUGGAAUCAAUCUUCAACUUCUCCCCCACGGUGACAUUUUAGAAUACAUUGGUUUGUCAUAUCCAGAUCCAGCUAAUAUUAUGGUCAUAUCCGAUCCAAAUGCCUACUCUAAUUCAACUCUCGGUCUACAAUCACUCGGCAAAAUNAGAGAGUCUCAAGUCUUCUGUUUCUGA
This is a messenger RNA of Camelina sativa (false flax), 622 nucleotides long. Lineage: Eukaryota; Viridiplantae; Streptophyta; Magnoliopsida; Brassicales; Brassicaceae. The record is from RefSeq and is a predicted model, not a curated record.